Molecule: messenger RNA, 1964 nt
Organism: Numida meleagris (helmeted guineafowl)
Lineage: Eukaryota; Metazoa; Chordata; Aves; Galliformes; Numididae
Gene: SH2B1
Product: SH2B adaptor protein 1
Biological process (GO): intracellular signal transduction
Cellular component (GO): plasma membrane
Molecular function (GO): transmembrane receptor protein tyrosine kinase adaptor activity
Source: RefSeq, a predicted model, not a curated record
UGGGGCUGUCGGAGCCGCCGCUGUCGGAGCACCCCUGGUUCCACGGCACGCUGUCUCGGCUUCGGGCGGCGCAGUUGGUGCUGGCGGGCGGCGCGGGCGCGCACGGCGUCUUCCUGGUGCGGCAGAGCGAGACGCGGCGCGGGGAGUACGUGCUCACCUUCAACUUCCAGGGCAAGGCCAAGCACCUGCGUCUGUCUCUGAACGAGGAGGCUCAGUGCCGGGUGCAGCACCUCUGGUUCCAGAGCAUCUUCGACAUGCUCGAGCACUUCCGGGUGCACCCCAUCCCCCUGGAGUCGGGGGGCACCAGCGACGUCACCCUGGUCAGCUACGUCGUGGCCGCCCAGCGCCCCCCGGAUUACCAUGGGACGCCACCCCCAGGCCGGGAGCGCUCUGGCAGCCGCUGCGACACUGCCUCUGAGUGCCCGGUUGAGCACCUCCCAUAGGGGGACUCUCACCCAUAUUAUGGGUCCUAAUCCCAUAUUAUGGGGUUCUUGCUCUGGAUUAUGGCCACCUCAACCUGGAUUAUGUGGUCUUCACCCUGGAUUAUGGGAAUUCGCACCUGGAUUAUGGGGUCCCCACCCCAGAUUAUGGGAUUUUGCGCAUGGAUUACGGGGACUCAUGUUCAGAAGACGAGGAUACGCCUGGAUUAUGCAUCCACCUUCUGGAUUCUGGGCACUCCCCGUGGAUUAUGGGAAUUUGCCCCAGGAUUAUGGGCAGCCCUACCAUGGAUUAUGAGGAGAUCCCCGGAUUUUUGGGCCUCCCUCUGGAUUAUGGACACUACAACCGCUGAUUACGGGAUCUUCCUGGAUUAUGAGCCCCCUCCCCACCUGGAUUGUGGGGCUCUAAUCCCAGGUUAUGGAUACACUGACCCCAGAUUAUAGGGUCCCCCUGGAUUAUGGGGCUCUAAACUCAGAUUAUGGGGACUCCCCUGGGUACUAUGGUCACCCUGUCUCUGGAUUACGGGGUUCAACCCCAGAUCAUUGCCCUCCCUGGAUUAUGGCACAGUAAUACUGGAUUAUAGGACACUAAGAUCCUGGAUUAUGGGGAUCGUUGGCUUUACAGAAUACUAAUCUGGGAUUAUGGGCAUCUGAUCUGAGAUUACAGGCCUUGAAUCCAACAUUCUGGGAUUCCCAUCCUGAAUUAGGGCACUGUAAUCCCAGGUUGUGGGGUUUCAUUUCAUAAUCUGUGUCUUUGGUCGGUGAGGAUUGCAAUUCCAGAUUGUGUUGACUCCCCAGAUUAUGGGUCUCUAAUCCCAUAUUACAUGAUACUAAUCACAUAUCAUGUCACUGUAAUCCCAUAUUAUGGCACUUUAAUCCCAUAUUAUGGGACUGUAAUGCCAAAUUACGGCACUGCACUCCCAGAUUACUUUAAUCCUGUAUUGUGGGUCUCUAAUACCAGAUUAUGGUACUGUAGUCCCAGAUUAUGGUGCCAUUAUCCUGGAUUAUGGAACUGUAAUCCCAUUUUACAUGACUCUAUUCCCAGACUUUGAGCCUCUAAUACCAGAUUGUUGCAUUGUAAUCCCAGAUUAUGGUGCUAUAAUCCUGUAUUAUGGCACUGUUAUCCCAUAGUACAUGACCCUAAUCCGAGAUUAUGGCACUGUAAUCCCAUAUUCUGGUGCUGGAAGAUCAGAUUAUGGCACGGUAAUUCCAUAUCACAUGACUCUAAUCCCAGAUUAUGGGCCUCUAACCUCAGAUUAUGGGUCUCUAAUCCCGCAUUACAUGACACUAACCCCAGAUUCUGGGCCUGUAAUCCCAGAUUCUGGGCCCCUAAUCCCAGGCGCCGUGACUCUAAUCCCAGAUUUUGGGAUUUCCCCCCAAAACCCGCAGCUCCGUUCUGUCCCAAUUUCUUGAUUUUUCACCCCAAAAUUCCCCUUCCCCCCCCCAAAAAAAGGCGAAAAACGCCAAAAUCGGUGAAAGCGCCGUUUGUACAGAACCGCAGUUUUCAAAGAAAAGUUCGGAAAUGAA